Messenger RNA from Xenopus tropicalis (tropical clawed frog), 1367 nucleotides. RefSeq names its product chromosome 7 C12orf57 homolog (gene c7h12orf57). Gene Ontology annotation, cellular component: cytoplasm. The transcript has 4 exons. The coding region runs from base 235 to 621 and encodes 128 amino acids. NCBI's taxonomy places the organism in Eukaryota, Metazoa, Chordata, Amphibia, Anura, Pipidae. The record is from RefSeq and is a predicted model, not a curated record.
CAGGUCUAGCACAUCAUGGAGACACAAAUGCACUCAGUGCAGCCCUUCCAGCUGGAUACCGCUUAUUCACAUGGCCGCUGGGGGUCGCACAACUUUUGUCAUUCUCUGGCCAGAGAGACAGGCUCGUUUGUUUAGCUGGGCGGUUCCGGGAUGCGUCAGGCGCUGUGAGAAGGGACUGCGUUACCCAUAAUGCACAGAGGAGUCCCUUUGUAGCAGCUCGGAGCGGGUAUAGACAUGUCCAGCCUGCAGAGAUCGGCCCCUGCCUCACAGAAUGUGUCCCUGCCUCUGGAGCAGGUUAAGGAGGCUCUAGGGGAAGUGCUGAACGCUCUGCAGUCGCCUACGGGAAGUGCCCGGCUGGAAGAGGCAAGAGAGAAUUCCGGGAAUGACCUCGGGAAAGUCCUGCAGCUUCUUCUCCCGGCAGCUGUUCAGAUCCAGCAGGAAGUUCUGCAGAAUUACGGAUUUAGUCCUGAUGGUGAGGGUGUCCUCAGAUUUGCCAGACUUGUCAAGUCUUAUGAAUCACAGGACCCUGAAAUUGCCGCUAUGUCCAGCAAACUGAAGUCCUUCUUCCUGCCGCCGUUACCGCUUCCCCCCCACGCUGGUCUCUCCGCCCCUUCAUCAUGAACUGUUCCACUUCUUGUUGCGAAAUAGCAGGCUAUGCCUGAAACAUCCAUCACUCCUCCCUUUGGCUGUUACACACUUGGCCCCUCAUUAAUGGACAGUCGGGGGGGGGGGGGGGCAUGGGAUUAAGGAAUCUUUUUCUGUCUGUUACUUUAACAUUUCAGGCUCCAGUUCUCCCUCAGAGGGAAUCAUUUUGUCCCACUCUGUCUGGUAUCGGUGGUACUUUCUGCGGUGGCAUAUGAGAUACAUAACAAGUUAGUUAUACUAGAAAAUACUCAGAGGGAGGAUGGGCCUGUAUUGAUCUGUCUCUUGUAUUGCUCUGUAUAGAGAGGAGUUUGUGAAAAAUAGAGGCAGAAAACAUUUUUGGCCCCAGACCUUAAGCCAGGACUGUCUGGAAGCCCAAGUUUUAGAUGUGGCCCUCAGAGUAAUGGCUAUAGCCCCCAGCCUGGCCAUUGGCUAGAUAAACUUAUUUCUAUGACAUAAUCAGGGCUAAGAACAUUUGGCAUAUUAAAUAUGCAGGCAGGGUGCUGUCUUCUCUAGGAAGUUUUCCUCCCAAAGUUUAUCAUUCUAACCAGGGGUUAGAAAAGGUCCAAAAUGGAGCCUGUGCCAGAUACAGUACAGUCAGUAAGCUUUGUUGUGGGAUGGUUGAAAACAGUGGCAUAACUAUGGUUCUUUGGUCUCUAGUUACACCACUGGCUAAAAAAAAUAAAAGUAAUUUGAAAUAAACAAAACUGUAUCAGCUUCUGCUU